This is a messenger RNA of Coregonus clupeaformis (lake whitefish), 717 nucleotides long. RefSeq names its product olfactory receptor 52A5-like. NCBI's taxonomy places the organism in Eukaryota, Metazoa, Chordata, Actinopteri, Salmoniformes, Salmonidae. Gene Ontology annotation, biological process: G protein-coupled receptor signaling pathway. Gene Ontology annotation, molecular function: olfactory receptor activity. The record is from RefSeq and is a predicted model, not a curated record. The coding region runs from base 1 to 717 and encodes 238 amino acids. Gene Ontology annotation, cellular component: membrane. The transcript has 2 exons.
AUGCUGUUUGUUUAUCUCUCCCUCCUUGUUUCUAACAUUGGAGUCCUGGUUGUCAUCAUCACAGAGAGAAGCUUGCACAAACCAAUGUACAUCCUCUUCUGUAACCUGUCUGUUAAUGACCUGAUUGGCAACACUGUCUUGUUGCCUCGCCUCAUGGCUGAUAUUGUUUCAACUGAGAGGUUUAUCACGUACAGCCAAUGUGUUGCUCAGGCCUUUUUCAGUCACACGUUUGGAUCAGCCGCACAUAUGAUACUCCUACUGGGUCUCACCAUAAGGCUAUCCCGCUGCAGUUCAAUCAUUCUGAAUGCUUAUUGUGACAACGCAUCGUUGUUCAAGCUAUCCUGUGAGGACGUUUCAAUCAAUAACAUUUAUGGGCUUUUUUUCACUGUGCUGCUCUUUACUUCUUCAAUGGGAAGCAUAGCUGUCACUUAUUUCAGGAUUGCUGUGAUUUGCUGGACCAAGAAAAGCAAGGAGAUGAACAACAGAGCAUUGCAGACCUGUGCAAGCCACCUGGUGCUGUAUCUCAUUAUGCUGUGGAGUGGGUUUCUAACCAUCAUACUGCAUCGCUUUCCAGACUAUCCAUAUUUGAGAAAACUGGCUUACGUUCUAUUUCAUGUCGUCCCUGCUAAUUUGAAUCCAAUUAUCUACGGCUUGCAAACAAAGUCAUUGAGGCAGAAAAUUACACAAAUACUCAGCCGGAAAGUUACACACUCUUAA